Molecule: messenger RNA, 1365 nt
Organism: Enhydra lutris kenyoni (northern sea otter)
Lineage: Eukaryota; Metazoa; Chordata; Mammalia; Carnivora; Mustelidae
Product: coiled-coil domain containing 166
Exons: 4
Coding region: 1-1365 (454 amino acids)
Source: RefSeq, a predicted model, not a curated record
AUGGCGCCCAAGAAGCAGCGCGGGCCCGGCGCGGGGCGGCGGCCGGGCGCGGCGGGAGACGGCGGCGAGCGGCUGUCGGAGCGCGGCCAGUACCUGCAGCGCGAGCACAGGCUGCUGUCGGAGCAGCUGGACGCCUGCGAGGCGCGCGUGGACCAGGUGCUGCGGGACAACGCCUGCCUGGACCGCGAGGCCGCGCGCCUGCGCGAGGAGAACCGGCUCUACGCCAGCUACGUGAGCGCGCGCGCGCAGCGCUGCGCCCGGGCCGUCGUGCGGCUGGACGCGCAGAACCGCGUGGACCUGACGCAGAUCCACUGGCAGCGGGCCGAGCUGGCCUCGCUGUACCGCGGCCGCGAGGACGGCGUGCGCGCGCAGCUGCUGGACACGGAGGCGCGCGCGGCGCGGAUGGCGCGCCAGGUGCAGGAGCUGCGGCCCUACAAGGAGCUGCAGCUGGAGCAGUUGGCGCGGAUCCGCGCGCUGGAGCGCGAGCUGCUGCACAUGCGCGUGGAGCACACGCAGCUGCUGCACCGCGUCAAGGGCCGCUUCCUGGAGGACAAGGCGGCCUUCGAGCGCGAGGCGCGGCAGCGGGUGCAGUCCCUGGCGCGGCGCGCGGAGCGGGAGGCGGCGCGCGCGCUCGUCCUGCACACGCAGGCCAUCCGGGCUGACAACGCGCGCCUGCGGCGGGAGCUCCUGCGGCUCCUGCGCUGGGCCCAGCUGCUGCACGACACGCGGCGCCGGCUUCUGGAGCAGCGGGACCAGCUGCGGCGCGAGCAUGAGGACACCCGGGACCUGGCGCGGGUGCAUGGCUGGCUGCGCCGGGGCCGCGACGGACCGCCGCUGUGGCAGCCGCCGCCGCCCGCCUCGCGUCCCGGGUCCUUCGCCCCCUCCACAGCGCCAUCGAGCGUGGCUCCCCGGGCCCCGUCGCGCGCGGGAUCCGGGUCACUGUUCCCGUCGCACGUGGGCCCCAGGAUCCCAUCGCAGGCCCCUUCGAAGGCCGGUUCACGGGUUCCUUCCCAGCACUCAUCGCGCGCGGACUCCCGGGUCGCGUCCCUGAUCCCGCCCCACCGGGGCUCCCGGGACCCGUCCUUGACCGUGUCGCGCCCAGGCUCCCAGGAGACGGCGGGCGCUGACGCCGUGGCGGAAGGCGAGUGCGGGCGAGCGCGCUGGGACGCGGGCGCGGGCGGGGCAGCUGAGCGCGCGGCGCCCGCGGACUGCGUGAACGUGGCGUUAAUAAAGCUGCCCCGCAAGCGGACCACACCAGUAUCCUCCCGCCGGCGCUGGCAGAGACGGACGUCGCCCGCACGGACAGAGGCUGCCAGAGCAGGAAAGGAGGCCAGCCGGGAGGAGCUGGGCGACCAGGGGUUGUAG